AUGGGUGGCAUAGGUAAGACAACCCUUGCUAAGCUUGUUUGUGAUAGAAUCUUUCAUCAUUUUGAAGUUCACUGCUUUCUCGGCAACGUUAGAGAGGUUUCUAACGUUGAUCUUCAAAAAAGACUUCUUUUCCCGGUGUUGAGGGAAAAGAUUGAAGAAAUUUGGGACGAAGAGCGUAGAAUUAUUUUCACUAAGAAGUUCUUACGCAACAAAAAGGUUCUUCGUGUACUUGAUGAUGUGGAUCACAUAAACCAGCUACAAGUACUAGCUGGAAAGGAAGAUUGGUUUGGCAUGGGAAGUCGAAUUAUCAUUACAACUAGAAAUGAACGUCUGCUAGUCCAGCAUGACGUAACAUUAUGUCAUCAUGUCAAAAUGUUGGAUAAAGGCGCAGCUCUUGAACUGUUUAGCCUACAUGCCUUUAAGAAAAAUAUGCCUGAGGAUGGGUUUUGGGAACUGUCAACGUAUUUCAUUAAUUAUGCUGGAGGCCUUCCAUUAGCUCUUGAAACUUUGGGGUCGGCAUUGUUUAAGAGAAGGCUAGACACUUGGAAUAGUGUGUGGGAUAAUCUGUCAAAAAUUCCUAAUCCAACAAUUUUUGAUAAACUUAAAAUAAGUUAUGAUGGACUAGAAGAGUGGGAGAAGAGAAUUUUUCUCGAUGUUGCAUGUUUUCACAAAGGGAAGUACACAAAGCGAGUAAUUGAAAUGCUAGAUGAUUCUUUUGGAAUAUCUAGUAGUAUUAUGAUAGAUGUACUAAUUGAGAGAUCUCUCAUCUAUCAAGAUCAUAGAAAAUGCAUAUGGAUGCAUGAUUUGAUUCCAGAAAUGGCAUGGAUAGUUAUUGCUCACGAGUCUAAAGAGCCUAGUCAACGCAGUAGUUUAUGGCUUUACAAUGAUAUUUAUCAUGUAUUCAGAACGAAUACGGGAACAAGAACAUUUGAAGCCAUAUCCUUACGCCAGCUCAAAGUAGAAGAGAAUUUAGUUGAGACUCACCCGUCUAUUGCAGUCCUCAAAAGACUUAAGGAUUUGAACCUUCGUAACUGUGAAAGCAUUAAUACCCUCCCAAGUAAGGUUGAAAUGGAUUAUCUUGAAUAUUUCUGUCUUUAUGGCUGCUCAAAUGUGAAAAAUAUUCCAGAAUUUGGGGAGCAGAUGAAGAAUGUGUCCUGGAUUUCCUUAAGUGGGACUGCGAUCGAGAAAAUACCUUCAUCAAUUGGACAUUUGGUUGGCCUCAGGGAAUUGCAUGUAAGGAAUUGCAAAAAUCUCUUGAACCUUCCAAGGGCAAUUUGUAAUUUGAAGUCUCUUGAAGGGCUCUAUGUGAAUCAAUGCUCAAAGAUUGACAAACUCACUGGAGACAUGGAUCGCUUAGAGGCGCUUCGUUGGGGACCCACUAUGACACAGCCGCUUGUGAGUAUGAAAAAUCUCAAAAGUCUAGUAUUUAAGACAAAUUCUGACAUAGCCACUUGUGGAUCGGAUGGUAAAGCAAGGGAUGGGUGGGGCCUUCGCCGCUUAUUUGGACUUCAAAAGAGUCACCCUGAUCCUCCUCCUUGUUGGGGUUUGGUGUUGUCUUCUCUAAAUCGUUUAUGCAACUUGAGGAGGUUAGAGCUAAAGAAUUGUCCAUCCAAUUUUUAUGGUGGUUCUGUCACUUGCCAGAAUUGCAUUGCAUUGGUUCAAGAUGAAGACUUGAGUAAUAGGAUUCUAAAAUCUGUCAUUCAGGGAUUGGAAAUUGUAAUCCCUGGAAGUGAAAUUCCAAAGUGGUUCAAUAAUCAGAGUGUGAGACAUUCAAUAAAUGUGGAGCUUCCUCCACUAUCAUGUACCAACUGGCUUGGGAUUGCCUUAUGUGCUGUUUCUCUAGACCCAAACCCUAUACAAAAUGUGGAGCUUCCUUAUUGCUUUAGUUUUAGAAUUCACCGUUCAGGGAAACUUGUUAGCCCUGAAAUACUUGGCCCAGAAUACAAUUGGAAUACCUUACCGUCUCUUGUGUCAGAAAACCUUUCGGAACAGUUUUUAUUUGGAGUUAUCUUUGGUAAUGUGUAUGGGAGAGACCUAAAAGCAGGCUUGGAUAAGGUGAAGAAGUGUGGGGCUCGUUUGGUGUACAAGCAAGAUUUGAAAGAACUCAAUCAAAAACAUGGGGCUCGUUUGGUGUACGAGCAAGAUUUGAAAGAACUCAAUAAAAAACUACUGAAACGAACACAUGAAAUUCGUGACGAGGUAGCUCCAAGUGGACCUGGAAGUGCUAGCUUCAACCACACAGAACAUAUUCGCAAAAGGCGUUGUAACUAG
Molecule: messenger RNA, 2271 nt
Organism: Malus domestica (apple)
Lineage: Eukaryota; Viridiplantae; Streptophyta; Magnoliopsida; Rosales; Rosaceae
Source: RefSeq, a predicted model, not a curated record